AUGCGGCUAAAACUUGCAGAUUUUGGUCUUGCCCUUUUGAGAAAUCUGAAUGACCUGGCACAAGAUGAAGCCCAGCAUCACAGAAGUUGGUGUGCACCAGAAUGUCUUCUUGGUAUGCUAUCUAAUUCUCAUAUGAUUGGUUAACCCAUUGAGUUUCGAUGCUCUCCCUUUCACAAGUCUGGAUUCCCAGCAGAAGUCGGCACCUGACGAUUUUCAAAAAUUGCUGGCUGUUUAUCAAAAUUAUAACCCAAAAUAUUUCUUCCUUCCUUUUUUUUAACAUAAAUUUUAAACAAUAUUCUUCGAAUGCUUCAAUAAUAAGACAGAAUCUCGAAUAACUCUCCACUUCAGAGGGUCUAUAUUUCAAAUCGUCACAGGGGACGAUCUCAGAUUCCUUCCCUCCCCCCAUGAGAGUGGUACCUUCAGCAGCACAUAGCCGUUUAUUUCUUUCAAAAAGCCUCCUACAACGAAUUGUAUUGGGUAAAAUUUAGCGUUAAUCAGAGUAAAAUAAUAAAGCAUUAGGACGCAAUGCAACUCAUUGGGUUAAUAGGCGAUAAAGUUCCACCAGUACAAGUAUUUUAACUGUAAUUUAUUUUAAUUAUUUUUACAAGUAUUUUAACUUUAAUUUAUUUUAAUUAUUUUUACAAGUAUUUUAACUUUAAUUUAUUUUAAUUAUUUUUACAAGUAUUUUAACUUUAAUUUAUUUUAAUUAUUUUUACAAGUAUUUUAACUUUAAUUUAUUUUAAUUAUUUUUACAAGUAUUUUAACUUUAAUUUAUUUUAAUUAUUUUUACAAGUAUUUUAACUUUAAUUUAUUUUAAUUAUUUUUACAAGUAUUUUAACUUUAAUUUUUAGACACUGAAACCAUGAUUGAAGUUGAAUCAUUUAUGAGGAGCGAUAUUUUUUCCUAUGGCUUGGUCUUGCAUUAUAUGCUAACUGGCAGUAUGGAGAGAAGGGAAGAACAGAAAGCACCUGAACCUCCACAGAACCUGGGCAAAGGGCCUCUGAAAGAUUUAUAUGACAGCUGUCUACGUUUGGGGUCUGAAGAACGGCCGACUGCUGCAGAGAUUAUAAAUAAAAAGUUUCAAGGUAAAAAUAGUUACUUAAGCAUUUUUAUAUGAAUAUAUAAACGUAUACAGGCUAGCACUUAACAUAAUAUUCUCCUAUAUUUCUAGUUCACACGACAAACCCAUACACGGUUACGCUGCAGACAGCGGAGUUUUUUACUUUUGGUUUUCUCAAGGACACACAAAUUGUUGUUGCUGAUAGUUUAGUUGAUGAGGUAAUUACGUAGUAGAUGUGAUUUGAGUUUUGAAUUAAAACCUUGUGUAUGACUACGAGAGUUGGCAAGCAAGGGAAUGCUCUAACUCAUUCAGCGCGGGUAGAGCGACUGGGGACGAGUCAGCCGGUAAAACACUGCAGUGUCAGUGUAAAGACAACAGGGUUUAUAUGCUCCCUUGAAAUCGUAGUUAACUGAGAAAUAUAUGUAUUAUGUAGUAGAAAUUUACACAUUAUAAUUAUAAUAUUCUAAGCCGUUUGUCCUCGUCUCCCUCUCUCUUAAUUGUGAAACCGUCAUUGGCAGAAGAUGGUGAAGUUUAUGGCCGGGGUUUGACAUUUUCUUAAUCAUGUCAACACACAUAACAUCUCUACGUUCCUUUAGGGUUUUCAAAUUGGACUGACGUAAUGCAUCAUACCAGGGAGGAUUAUUCUUAGCACCCGCUUUGUAAUCUCUCCAUAUCAUUGUUCUGUUCAACUGUAAGAUUGCCAUUCCAAAUUUGAGAGAUAUAUCGUUUGACUGCUUUCUUUGUAAUAUAGGCUGUAAUGGUAUUCCAUUUUAAAUCGUCGUCCAUCCAAGCACCCAGCAAUUCAAAUGAUUUUACUCUUGUGAAUAUAUCCCCGCCAAUAGCAAUUGACGGGAUUAUAGUUUUUACCUUCCUGAAGUCAACCAGCAUCUGUUUACACUUUUUACCAAUUGAGUUCCAUAUUUUGAUUUCUCGUAAAUUGCAAUAUGUUAUCCACGUUUCGUUGAGAGUUCCCAAUCUGACAGUUGGACACAUGUUGGGUGAUGCCAAUAGAGUUGUAUCGUCCAUAAACAAUGAAAUAUCUUCAUCCUCUGCGGGACUAUCCGGGGAGUACAUUGUAAUCCGGGGAGUACAUCUCAGCAGUCAGCAGAGUACAUUCUAAUUGUGUGAUGUCAAGUACUUAUGUGUCAAUGUGACGUAACUGUAUACAUAGUUUGCAUUCAAUGUAUAUUCGAGUCAGUAUAUGACCACCCAAAUAGUGAGUCUGGUCUAACAUAUGGAUAUUACAGUACAUAUAGUGACAGGUUUAAAGGUUUCCUAACUCAUGCGUUAAUUUUUUUCAGUCUUUAGUUGACUCGUGUGGUUCUAGACGUCCCCAAGGGUAUCCAUCUGAGUGCUUAUCAUGCGUGGUCGAGAUUGACAAAGACGAAUGUGAUCAGUGUCCGGAAUUAUUAGGUUCUGAAUUAUUUCAAACUUACUGCCAGAGACAUGAUGAGUGGCGGGUGGUAAGCAUUUUGAACUGUGUUUUCAACUGAUUUUACAGUUAAGAGAGCAAUUUAAGACAAUGCUGGAAUGCGUCGAUACUAUGCUAUUAUUCUAACUAUUAAAAACCAAUACCAGCCGACAAUUUAGUACAAAUAUAGUACAGAUUAUGUUUAUGUUUUGUACUAUAUUAUGUUUAUGUUUUGUAUUAUGUUUUGUACUAUAUUCUAACUAUUAUUCGAGAUAUUUGAAUUUUAUGGGCAACUUCCCUGCUCUAACUUGAUGUGUGCUUGAUAACUCGUGCUUCGAGGGUUUUUUCUCCGGGUAUACCCCGGUUUUUCUCCCUCACCUUUGCCUUUUUUCUCUCUGAUUUAGGCCGAAAAGAUAGAAAACAAUGCAAAUAUCGCAUUAAAAGGCCUGACUACACGACGAGAGGGAGAAGACGAAGAACAACGCGUUGUCUUAAAAUUUGCUCAGGCUACCUAUGCUCAUCACCGAGCUAUGAGGGAUGUCUGGGAAGGUCUAGAUGAAAAUACCAAGACACAAUUCCUGCCCUGUAAGACCUCGGUACAUCCUGUGUUUAGUACAUCGUUUGGUCUCCAUGUUGCUGUGAUCACCGCUGAUCAGAUUUUUCUCUUCACACGCCGCUCUAUGAAAGGUAAACAGGAUCAAUUUCCUUACGUACAACAAAAAUCUCAAACUCAUAAUUCAUUGAGUAAAUUAGCCAACCAUAUUACUUUAUGUUUGUGAUGUUACUCUGAGUGUAUAUCCACACCGGGCAAGCUUGAAAAAUAUGCCUGACCACGGUUGGGAAUCGAACCUACGACCUUUGGAAUACUAGCCGCUCUGCCAACUGAGCUACAGUUUGCAGAGUAUUGGGCUAGUAUUCCAAAGCUUAUUUGGCAGCUCAGUUGGCAGAGCAUUGGGGUAGUAUUCCAAAGGUCGUAGGUUCGAUUCCCACCGUGGCCAGGCAUAUUUUUCAAGCUUGCCCGGUGUGGAUAUACACUCAGAGUAACGUCACAAACAUCAUAUUCACCUGAGUACAUAACACCAACACAGAAAAAAUCAUAUUACUUUAGUCAUAAUAUAAUCAUAUUGCUCACAUGAUAACACUGAAUACCUCUGUGACCAGAAUAUUUUCAGAGUAGUUGCAUGUGCGAACUGCAUGAGAAGAUUAUUUUGUUUGACGGUAUCAAACAUCACAGGUUCUCUGCGAGUACUCCUCUUUCCUCUCACUCUUAGUGCGGAAUGACCUAAAUAACUAUGUUUGCUGGACCACCCUUAAAAACCUUCCAAAAUAUUUUUCAGAUGGCAUUGCCAGCCCAGGGGACUUCACUUGUGGUGCAGUGGAAAGUUGCUCUGUGAAAGACUACGACGAGACACGUGGUGAUAAAACGUACGUAGAACUGAUAAAGACUGCAGCAAGAGGCUUGAACGAAGAGUUAGGGGUUGUUUUAAAAGGCAAAGAUUUAGAUGCUAUCUGUCUAACAACAGUUUAUCUAAAAUAUGACAAACACGAGUGGGGUAUGUGUGGAUUUGUUGAUCUAUCUGACGAGAGAAUUGCCCCAGAACGUCGUCUUACCUAUGCGUCUAUACAGUCCAGAUUUACAGGAGCAAGCUGCAAAGACAAGUUCGAACACGAAUUAAUUAAAGGAGUACCAUUUGAGUUGGACAAAAUGGCUGAUUUUGUGCGCGAGAAUUUUCACAAUUUUGCUAGUUCUACGAAGCUGGUAGUGGUCAAAGUAAUGCAGUCGUUUUUCGGAGUCUCGGAAGUUGAGAAGAUUUUUAAGGCAUUUGAUUCCUCCAGUUAA
Molecule: messenger RNA, 4311 nt
Organism: Paramuricea clavata
Lineage: Eukaryota; Metazoa; Cnidaria; Anthozoa; Malacalcyonacea; Plexauridae
Source: the annotation of a GenBank genome assembly